AUGCAUUUCCCCGUCUGGAUUGACCUCAAAGGCCAGGACACUGUUCCGGAGACUGUGCACCACGUAAUGUGUCUGGUGAAUCCCUACCAAGACCUCUCCUGGAAGGAUCUCAUGCAGGCCAAGGAUCAUAUUCACACCGAUGGUGUCCACCUGAAGGACAAACUGAAUGUGAACUAUGAAACUCCGGGUAAGGUGGUUUUAUAG
Molecule: messenger RNA, 204 nt
Organism: Dibothriocephalus latus
Lineage: Eukaryota; Metazoa; Platyhelminthes; Cestoda; Diphyllobothriidea; Diphyllobothriidae
Source: the annotation of a GenBank genome assembly